Molecule: messenger RNA, 1044 nt
Organism: Arabis nemorensis
Lineage: Eukaryota; Viridiplantae; Streptophyta; Magnoliopsida; Brassicales; Brassicaceae
Source: the annotation of a GenBank genome assembly
AUGGAUGUGAAUUUCGUUUUGAUUCUGUGUAUAGCUUUGAUUUUCGCAGCUGAUACUACUAUUAAGGUUGAUGGAGAAGCAGAAGUUGUUUCGAAUUCGAAUUUGACAGAUUCAAGAUUCGUUGGGUCUGGUAUUGUUAGUAGUACAAAUGCUACUGAUUCUAAAAACACGACCGAUGAUACAAAAUUGGGUGGUGAUGGAUCUAAGAUAAAGAGUAGUGAGGAAGAUAGUAGUAAGAGUGAAGUGAAUAAAGGAAGUGAUGAAAGUGAAGAUAGCAAUAAGGAUGAUGAGGAAGGUAUGAGUAAUUCUUCAAGGAAGAAGAAAGAAGGGUUUCAUGGUGAAGUUUGUGAUCCAUCUAAUAUGUGUACUGAUGAGGAUGAUCAGUUUGUCGCUUGUCUCCGAGUUCCCGGUAAUGAUGCGCCUCAUCUCUCACUCUUGAUUCAGAACAAAGGUAAAAGUGCUUUGCUUGUAACUAUAACUGCUCCGGGUUUUGUCCGAUUGGAAAAGAACAAAGUUCAGCUCCUGGAAAACGAAGACACAAAGGUAAAAGUCUCUGUUAACAAGGGAAGGUCCAACGAUAGCGCAAUCAUGCUAACUUCCAGUAAAGGCAGUUGCAGACUUGAAUUAAAGGAUUUGGCAGCAGCACAUGAAACCGGAAACGACGACACAGUCACUGUUUCACAUCCUUCAACUUUCAAUAUCCGUCCACGAACAAUCAUCGUCAUCACCAUGAUCUCCUUCCUCGUGCUCUCCCUUGUCAUUAUCCCGGUGAUCAUCCACGUAUACAGGAACAAGACACAAGGGAAAAACAAAUAUCAGAGGCUCGACAUGGAACUGCCAGUCUCUAACAACGCAUUGGUGUCAAAAUCAGAUCAUGAAUCGGGUGACGACGGAUGGAACAAUAAUUGGGGAGAUGAUUGGGACGAUGAAAAUGGCGAUGGAGACGAAGAACAGCCGCAUACUCCGGUGUUACCACUCACACCGAGCGUUUCUGCUAGAGGACUUGCUUCUAGACGACUCAGUAAAGAAGGUUGGAAAGAUUAG